This is a messenger RNA of Spinacia oleracea (spinach), 942 nucleotides long. RefSeq lists its product as uncharacterized. Lineage: Eukaryota; Viridiplantae; Streptophyta; Magnoliopsida; Caryophyllales; Amaranthaceae. The coding region runs from base 1 to 942 and encodes 313 amino acids. Gene Ontology annotation, biological process: DNA integration. The record is from RefSeq and is a predicted model, not a curated record. Gene Ontology annotation, molecular function: nucleic acid binding. The transcript has 4 exons.
AUGACGAGGAAGUGCGAGAAGUGCCAAAAAUUUGCACCGAAAAAGUGGCUGAUUGUGGGAGUUGAUUACUUCAGCAAAUGGAUCGAAGCCGAAGCAAUUUCGGCCAUCACAGAAGCCCAAGUCCGAAAAUUCAUCUGGCAAAAUAUCAUCACAAGGUUCGGCAUACCGAGGCUGAUGGUCUUUGACGAUAGGAAACAGUUUGAUAACACUUCGCUGCAGAGCUGGUGCAAGCAAUUUAGCAUACACAUUGCCUAUUCAGCAGUGUGCCACCCUCAAAGCAACGGACAAGCCGAAGCUGCAAACAAGCUGAUCUUCAAUGCACUCAAGAAGAGAGUGGAGGAUGAAAAGAGAAAAUUCGAGGCUGUCAUCCCUAUAGACAUCAGCACAGAAAUCUUAAGAAUCCAGUCGUACAACAAGUACGAUGAAGUUCAUGGAGAAGGCAACGAUCAACUUCUUUCCAAAGAUCUAUACCUGCUGGAUGAAGCUCGGGAUGAUGCCAGAACGCUGAACGCAGCCUAUCAACAAAGGGUUAGGAAGCACUACAAUCGAAGAGUCAAUGCCACAACUUUGAAGGUCGGAGAUUUGGUGCUCAGAAACGCUACAGCAGUUCAGAAAGGGAGGAUCCAUGGAAAGCUCUCGGCAACUUGGGAGGGACCUUAUAUUAUCCACACUGAAAAAAGACCUGGCACUUAUAUGCUCAGGAAACUAGAUGGACAAAUCUGGAAGAACCAUUGGAAUGCCAAUGUUCUCAAGAAGUACUUUGUAAAAGCACCAUCCUUUGUUAUCCAAAACUUGGAAAAGCAAGCUCUUAAACAGAUCUUCGGAUUUGAAGAACUUGGACAAAGCAAGCUCUUAAACCGAUCUUCGGGUUUGAAGAACUUGGAAAAGCAAGCUCUUAAACAGAUCUUCGGAUUUGAAGAACUUGGAAAACCAAGCUCUUAA